AUGGAUACAGAAAAGACACAAAGCAUACUACAACUCUUAUCAACACCAGGUAAACCAAGUCCCAAUCCCAGACCAUUAUCAUCCUUCUCACAUUCUCAUAAAAUAUCUAAACCAAAACAUAAAUAUCAAUCUCAUCCAACAAUAUCAUAUUUUAGAUCUAUUUCAUCAAGAAGAGUACAUACUCCAGAACCUGAACUUCCCUGUGAAUCACCACAAACUUUCCAACCAUAUAAUAGAACUCAAUUACUAUCUAGAAUUCAAAGUUUUAAUUCAAAUGGUGGGAUUGGUCCCUUGGGUUUUAAGAUUCCAUUAACACCACUUGAUAUUUCACGCAAUGGUUGGUCAUGUAUACAUAGAAAUCAAAUACGAUGUGUAUCAUGUCAUACUGUCUUUCAUUUAAAAUUCCCAGAUUUGGAAAGUUUUUCAAAAUCAAUGAAUUUUGGUGGUGAUGAAAUUGAUGAAGAAUAUUAUGAAGCUGUUAUUCAAGGACUUUGUGAGAAGUAUAAAUUAGAAUUAAUUGAAUCUCAUGGUAAGAAUUGUCCAUGGAGGAAGAUACAAACUCCUAAAAAUUGUUAUGAUUUGAAUGUUGAUGCUAAAUAUCUUGAUAAUUACAAAAUACAAGUACGGGAGAUACAUGAUGUUAACAUUAAGACUAAAUAUAUUGAAGAUGAAGAUAUACUAAUAAAAUGGUGUGAUGAAAAUGAUGUUAAGUAUGAUAAUAUUGAUAUCUUGAAGUUAGUAUUGUUAGGAUGGAAACCAAUUCAAUUACCAAAUGGUUUAUUAUUAUCAUGUGGAUCAUGUGGUCGAAGAUUUAUAACCACAGAUGAAGAAAUUGAUUUAAUUGAUCAACAUAAUGAUUGGUGUUGUUUUAAUACAAGUUAUCCAAAAGUUCUUGAGUUUAUGAAAUCAUUAUUUAAAAAGGAAACAACAGAUGGUUAUGAAAGUGAAGAUGAUAUAAAGACAUUACAAAGAUUAGAUAAAUUAAGAAAAAUUAUAUUUUAA
Hansenula ciferrii is the source of this 1002-nucleotide messenger RNA. Its product is annotated as mRNA export factor rsm1. The transcript has a single exon. The record is from RefSeq and is a predicted model, not a curated record. Lineage: Eukaryota; Fungi; Ascomycota; Saccharomycetes; Phaffomycetales; Wickerhamomycetaceae. The coding region runs from base 1 to 1002 and encodes 333 amino acids. Gene Ontology annotation, molecular function: zinc ion binding. Gene Ontology annotation, cellular component: nucleus.